Molecule: messenger RNA, 1680 nt
Organism: Dermatophagoides pteronyssinus (European house dust mite)
Lineage: Eukaryota; Metazoa; Arthropoda; Arachnida; Sarcoptiformes; Pyroglyphidae
Product: glutamate-gated chloride channel-like
Biological process (GO): monoatomic ion transmembrane transport
Cellular component (GO): membrane
Molecular function (GO): transmembrane signaling receptor activity; extracellular ligand-gated monoatomic ion channel activity
Source: RefSeq, a predicted model, not a curated record
UAUGAUUAUCGUAUGAGACCUGAAGAAAAAACUAUUGUAAAUUUAUCAAUAUUAAUAUUAACAUUAUCAUCACCGGAUGAAUCAAGUGUUACAUAUGAAAUUGGUUUUGUAUUGAUGCAACAAUGGUAUGAUCCACGUUUACGUUUUGAAUUACCAAAAAUAUUACAAAAAUCAAGUGAAUCAAAUUCUAUUUAUUUGAAUGGUUUGAAACAUGCUGAUCGUAUUUGGAUACCGGAUACUUAUUUUAUAAAACAUGGUGAAUUUCGUGAACAAACUGAUCAAUUUGAUCCAUUACAUAUAACAUUGAAAAUAUUUCCAAAUGGAACGGUUCUGUAUACUACACGUCGUAAUAUGGUGUUAACUUGUGAAGGUAAUCUACGUAUAUUUCCAUUUGAUAGUCCCAAAUGUUUUUUCGUAUCACAUGAAAAAGAUCAAAUACGUUUACAAUGGGAUGAUAAAGUGCCUAUAAAAACAUCCGAUUCAUUAAAAACAAUUAAUGCAUAUAUGAUACGUAAUGAAACUAAUCGUUGUAAUAAAAGACAUUCAUGGCGUAGAGAAUUUAGCUGUUUAAGUGUAUUAUUAGUAUUUUCACGUGAUCAAUCAUUUUAUUUUUCAACCGUUUUCGUACCGGGUAUGGUUUUAGUAACAAGUUCAUUUAUUAGUUUUUGGUUGGAUGUUAAUGCCGUACCAGCACGUGUUAUGAUCGGUGUAACGACUAUGUUAAAUUUUUGUACAACAACCAAUAGUUUUCGUUCAAAAUUACCUGUUGUUUCGAAUUUGAAUGCAAUGAAUCUAUGGGAUUUUGUUUGCAUGUUUUUUAUCUAUGCAUCAAUGAUUGAAUUUAUAAUUGUUAAUUAUAUUUAUCGUAAAGGUAAUCAACAACAACAACAACAACAAAAACAACAACAACAACAAUCACGAACAACAAUGCAACAACAACAACAACAAUCAAGACAUAAUAGUUUUACAAAACACGAUUUUAAUUUUCGUAAUAAGAGUAUUCGAAGUAUUUGUAGCCGUGCACCAGCCGCACCACCACCACCACCAAUACCAGUAGAAUCAUCAUCGAUAAACAUAAUGGAUAUGCCAAAAAGAAAAUUUCGUCGUCAACAAACAACCGAAUUGGAUAUACGUUUGGCUAAAAGUGGUAAUUUUGCUACUUCACAAACUAAAACAACAACAACAGGUAGUACAGAGGCAACAUCAUCUGGUUUAGUAAUGACAACAACCGGAACCGGUACUGAUACUGGUUCUGAAAGUGAAUCAAUUGAUCAUCAUCAUCAUCAUCACCAUCAUCAACAACAUCAACGUUCAACAGCAGCAACAACCGGAAUACCAAAUCAAUCAUAUCGUGUUCGUUUAACCAAUACUAAUCUAACCAAUACGAAUAAUAUUAUGCAACCAACAUUAUCCGAAGAACAAGAAUUAUCGGAAAAAUUAUCCGUACAACAAAUGAAAAAUAUUGUUAUGGAAUGGAUCCGUCGACCAUAUCUGUUUACAGCCAAUGAACAAUAUAGUAGUAAUGAACAAUUAGCUCGUUCGAUUGAUCAUAUAUCCAAAACAAUUUUUACAUUAACAUUUAGUUUAUUUUCAUUUUUUUAUUUUCUUACAUAUGCAUUUAUUAAACCAUCACAAUUAGAUGAUUGGAUUGAAAAAGAAUUUGAAUCAUCUGAUUGGUGA